Microbotryum saponariae is the source of this 541-nucleotide messenger RNA. The record is from the annotation of a GenBank genome assembly. NCBI's taxonomy places the organism in Eukaryota, Fungi, Basidiomycota, Microbotryomycetes, Microbotryales, Microbotryaceae.
AUGGUUGCACAUCGAUGCACCGUCGUGCACGGGCAGCUGACGGCAGUGAGUCGACUACUACUCGGAGGUGCGCGGGUCGAGCCGCGGGGUGGCACACUCGGUAGCUAGGGACAUCACACUCGCUCUUGAGCACCUGACCGGGCGCACUGGUGGGCCCUUACCAAUUAUACUACCUCUCGUUCACGACCAACACCUUUGCAAGUCUGUGUGCACACCCCAUCUCGACGACGCCACUUGCGCCAUGUCCCAAUCGUCCCAACCCGAACAGGACAACGACUGGAUGCCGUACUCUCGCCCCUCGAAGACGGAGGGGGCCACCGAGAGGAUCUUUGACGCUGCGGAAUUUCACCGCAAGAACAUCCACCUCAAGUUCCCGUCCGUCGACUGGAGCGAGGCACGACUCGUCGUCGAAGGUGACGACGAGUGCGGCAUGGAGUACCUCUGCGCUCCUCAGCUCGUGCCCGGUCUCCCUUGUCUGUCGGCGUCGAGCGCGUUGCCGAUGACGGCGGAGGAGCUUCAGGAGCAUCUCGAUCGUGAGUAA